AUGACAGAAGCAGCGCAGCAGAUUCAGGCUCAAUUUGCUAUGCUCCAAGCUGGAAAAAGCAGUUUGGAACAGAAAAUCACGGCUGAAGAGCAGCGUCAUCUCCAAGAGAAAGACCAGCUCGUUAAAUCUUUGGAAAACUAUUCGAAAGAAGCUCAGGAUGCACAAACAAAUGCUCAAACUCCAUUUGGUGAAAAACAGCGGGAGUAUGAAAUGAAAAUUUCUAAAACGAUGAAACAACUUGACGUUGUUCAAAAUCAAAAUGAGAAGUUGGAAACAUCCAAGGUGGAAGUAGAAAAGCUCCUAGCAGAAAACCAGGAAGAACUUGAAAAAACUGGAGUCCAAGCAAAGAAAUUACAGUCCGAUUCAGUCGAAACGACUGAAAUUCUCCAACAACAGCUAAAUCAGGCGACCCGUGAGUUGACUAAAGAAUUCAAAGACAAGCAAAAUUCUUGGGCUGAGGAACGCAAACGACUCGAAAAUGCUGUUCAAGAAAUGACCGAGAAAUCUGCAGAUCCUGAAAAUCAAUUAGGGAAGCAAAACAAUGAAUACAAUCAACAACUCCAAAUGUACCAAGAUCGAGAAGCUGAACUUACGAAUGCGCUUGCUCAGCAUCAAGUUGAACUAGAAAAGUCCCAAAAGCAGACGAUGGAUCUUGCCGAGAGUCUUCGCCUACUUCAGGUGGAUAUCAACACCAAAGCUGCUGAUUGGGGAGAAGAAAAGCGACAAGUUAAGCUUUCCAUUCAAAACGCGAACAAGGAUUUCGACGAGCGUGCAAGCGAAGCUAGAAGACAACAAGAAGGAUGGGAAAGUGCGAAACUUAACAUUGAGAAUCAGAUCGGUCAGCUCACAGCUCAAGUCGAGGAGCUAACGAAAUCAAUCACUGAGCUCGAUGAAAUGACACCAGACGAGCGUGAGCGAUUCCAAAGCACUCUUUUGAACAACACCAAGGUCGCUGAGGAGAAUAUUGGAAACGCGAGCGACUCAAAACAAAAUCCGCGAAGAAAAUCGAACGCUAAGAAUCGACCUGGAGCAGAGUAA
Messenger RNA from Oikopleura dioica, 1038 nucleotides. The record is from the annotation of a GenBank genome assembly. NCBI's taxonomy places the organism in Eukaryota, Metazoa, Chordata, Appendicularia, Copelata, Oikopleuridae.